AUGGCACAAAAUUAUAAUUCCAGUGAGCAAUUCCUUGAGGAAACUUCAAGUAUUGAACAUAAUAUAAACAUAAUUCGAAAGAAUAUUGAACGUAUUCAAGUGUUACAAACACGCAUUCUGGUGAGCACUUCAAUAAAGCAGGAGGAUAGUGAUGACAAAGAGCGUGAAGAGCUCAUGCUGAAUACAAGAAAUAUUCUUUUUGAUAUCAAAGAUCGCAUUAGAAAAAUUCAAUAUGAAAAUGCUAAAUUACCAAUCGAUGAUUUAAAUAUUAGUCUUAGAAAGCAAAGAUAUGAGCAUCUCAGAGAGAAAUUCGGCAACCUUCUUGAAGAAUAUCGUAGAAUUGAAGAUGUUUAUAUGGGACAACAGAAGGAAAGAACUGCACGUCAAUAUAAAAUUGUAAAUUUAGAAGCAACCCAAGAAGAAAUUGACAGUUAUUUGAGUAGUUCAUCAAAUCAACCUCUUUUUCAACCAGCUUUAAUUCGUACAGGUGAAGCUCGUGCAGCAUUCGAAGAAGUUCAAAAACGUCAUGAUUGUAUAAAACAGAUUGAAAAAACAAUUGAAGAAUUGGCAAAUUUAUUUCGUGAAUUGCAUUUACAAGUCGAAGAACAAGAUUCUGCAAUUGCAAAUAUUGAAGAAUCUAUCGAAGAAACCCUGGUGAACAUCAAAAAAAGUGAAACUGUUGUUGAUGAUGCACAUGGGAUUUCAGUUAAGCAUCAAGCAAGAAAAAGGGAUUGGAUUCCAAGUGAUGUAUUCGAUGUAGGUCAAGUUAGUGAUGAUAAACAAACUGAAAUAAAUUCUAAGGAUGGUGAAUAUGGUGAAUAUGAUGGAGAAAAUGGCAAUGUAUUUAAAACUGUGAUUGAUCCUAAUCACUCAUUUAAAGAAAAUAACUGGAAUAUGAUCUGA
Messenger RNA from Entrophospora candida, 903 nucleotides. NCBI's taxonomy places the organism in Eukaryota, Fungi, Glomeromycota, Glomeromycetes, Entrophosporales, Entrophosporaceae. The record is from the annotation of a GenBank genome assembly.